UAGUUUGUCAUGUAUAGUUUCUUUGACUGAAAAGUGAAGUUGAAUUUUUAGUCUGACUUUUAAGCUCGAGGGAACGCUGGAAAUCAAGAUGCCGACUGACGUUGAAACUCUUAUGGAAAUGGGAUUCCCAAGAAAUAGAGCAGAAAAGGCUCUUGCAAAAACUUCGUACAAAGGAGUUCAGGUUGCCAUGGACUGGUUAUUUGCUCACAAUGAUGAUGCAGAUAUCGAUGAACCAUUUGAAGUGCCUCAAGGAAAAACACUUGGAAGUAAUGAUAGUGAAUCCGAUACUACUUCAAGUGGGGACUCUAAAACUGCCCAGGAAACACCCGCACAACCAGCUCAAGUCAAAUCAAUUAAGUGUGACGAAUGUGGAAAGAAAUUAAGAACGCCGGAUGAUAUUCAGGUGCAUGCUGCAAGGACGGGUCACCAGAGCUUCUCAGAAUCAACGGAGGAAAUCAAACCACUCACAGAAGAGGAAAAGAAAGAGCAACUUGUAAGGUUACAAGAGAGACUAAAACAGAAGCAGGCAGAAAGGAUAGCCAACGAGAAGAAGGAAGCCUUGGAUAGGGAGAAGUUGAGGCGGAAACAGGGCAAGGAAAUGGUGCAAGCAAAGCAACAGAUGGAAAUAGAUGAGGCUAAACAACUCGCAGCUCUGAAAAAGAGGGAAAAAAUGGAGGAAAAGCUUGCAAGGGAGAGAGUGAAAGAACAAAUUGCUCGAGACAGAGCGGAUAGAGCAGCUCGAGGGGGUAAGAAACAAGAAGGGGUUCCCCCCACUCAGCCUCCUGCUGCGGCUCCAGCUCCGGCUCCAGGUUCCUCUGCACCUAAGAAGGAGUAUGAUACAUGUAGGUUACAAAUUCGUCAAACCAAUGGAAGUGCGAUCACCCAGUCGUUUGGUGCAAUGGAACCUCUGGCUGCCGUCCGUGUGUACAUUGAACUGAACAGGACAGACGGACAGACAGGUGCCUUCUCUCUCAUGACCCCGUUCCCUAGGAAAGUUUUCACGUUAGAAGACAUGGAAAAGCCUCUCAAGGAAUUAGGUUUAGUACCAUCGGCUGUGCUAACUAUUACCAGCCCGCAAUGAUGUGAUCCAUCUUUAUAUCAAACUCUUCUAUAUCAGCGAUACCAGGGUUAGGCGCAAACUGAUGUUAUCCCACGAAUACUGGGCAGGACCAAGUCUUGUUUAUUUCCGUCUGAUUGGAUUGAUAUGGCAAUAUUAUAGACACGUUACUAUUUGGACGAGGUCCAUAGUGGCUGGCCUGGAGAGUGUUUGAAUUAAGCAUCAUAUCAGUGGUUUUCACUGACAAAUUUACUCUGAACCAAUAAGAUGCAUGGAUUUCAGAAGCUUAUAACGAUUCUCAAUGAAAAUCAUUGACUAUUUGUUUCCGUGAAAAGCUCCCCUGGUCCUUAUAAAAAGUAUCGAGGAAUAGGUGUAUGAAGCUGUUCGUACAGAGAUGGAUGACUGGAAUUCUGAAGACGGAGAGACGGCAUCCCCA
Messenger RNA from Lytechinus variegatus (green sea urchin), 1493 nucleotides. RefSeq names its product UBX domain-containing protein 1-like (gene ubxn1). The coding region runs from base 89 to 1081 and encodes 330 amino acids. Gene Ontology annotation, molecular function: protein binding. NCBI's taxonomy places the organism in Eukaryota, Metazoa, Echinodermata, Echinoidea, Temnopleuroida, Toxopneustidae. The transcript is spliced from 11 exons. The record is from RefSeq and is a predicted model, not a curated record.